This is a messenger RNA of Aspergillus pseudonomiae, 1125 nucleotides long. Its product is annotated as kinase-like protein. The transcript has 2 exons. The record is from RefSeq and is a predicted model, not a curated record. Gene Ontology annotation, molecular function: ATP binding; protein kinase activity. The coding region runs from base 247 to 1125 and encodes 292 amino acids. Gene Ontology annotation, cellular component: cytoplasm; nucleus; spindle pole. NCBI's taxonomy places the organism in Eukaryota, Fungi, Ascomycota, Eurotiomycetes, Eurotiales, Aspergillaceae. Gene Ontology annotation, biological process: mitotic cell cycle; regulation of cytokinesis; protein phosphorylation.
CCUCGAUGUGAAAUGAGUACUUACUUAAACAAGAAUAUCUGUAUGUGCCUCUCUCUGAAGGUGGACGAUGGUGGGGUUUUGUAGUGGGGGGCUUUAGGAACAACAUAUGUCCGAUAGCUUCGAAAUGCCCAAGCCUGCCCAAGGACAGAAUGUAAAGGAAAAGAUCGUUGUAGGUACAAGUACCAAGAGCAACAGAACGGUGUCGAUGAUGCUACACCCUGAUAUUGACAGAUUUAAGAUUAUAUCAUGGCUGGCCAAUCAAUAUUCCUUCACAUUUACCAACUCUAUGAAAUACUUCCCAGCUUCGUUGCCGAACGGCCACAUGAUCAUAACCUGUUAAGUAUAGGAAUUUUUGCGAAAGUACAUCUUUUAGAUGGGAAGGUCGUGAGAAAGAUACCUCGCAGUGGAAGCCCCCAAGACAAACUACCGAUAUCUCGCGAGUCGCACAUAUAUAAGUUGCUCGGUGAUCAUCCUCGUAUCGCACAGUGCCUCUUCGGUUCCGAUGAUUUGGUUGAUAUUCAAUAUUAUCCCAACGGGAAUCUCAUGGACUACAUACGGGAGCACCACAACUCAGUUUCAUUACCUGUUCGAUUAAAUUGGUUCCGACAGAUAAUAGAAGCCGUGGUCAAAAUCCAUGCACAUGGUGUGAUCCAUUCGGACUUAGCUCUCCGUCAAUUUUUCCUCGAUGACAAUAUGGACGUGCGGUUGGGUGAUUUCAAUUCAUCACAAUGGCCUGGGGAGAUGGCAUUGGGCUACGAAAAAGCAUCGCACUGCUUGCCUAGGGAUUAUGAGCAACCUAAUACUGUUGCAUCUGAUCUGUUCGCUCUUGGAUCUACCCUUUACGAGCUCAUGACCGGUACUGUACCACACUGUGACCUACUUCCGGUUGAGUCGGAAGAUAUCUUGAAAUCAAACGAUCUGUCCGUUAUACAAGGCCGGAUUCUACGCGAGGAAAAGGCGGAUUUAGCAAUUGAAGAGUUAUUCGUGAAACAGGUGUUUCCAGAUGUUUCCAACCUGCCUGGAGGUGACAUUAUCCUGAAAUGUUGGAGAUGUCAGUUCAGUACUGCGCAAGAUGUUCUUGAGCAGUACCAAAAGCUACAGAUAAUAUUCGACAGUCAAGCGUGA